AUGUCCAUGUGGCUGUCGGAUAACCAGAAGAUUGGGGUGGUGUUCUGCUCUGGCGGUGGUCUCUUCCUCGUCGGUGGAGUGAUGCUAUUCUUUGAUCGCGCCAUGCUUGCGAUGGGAAAUAUCCUCUUCCUCAUCGGCUUGACCAUCAUCAUUGGUCCCCAAAAGACAUUCUUCUUCUUCGCCAGGAAACAAAAAGCAAAAGGCACAGCCGCAUUCUUCGCGGGCCUCACGCUGAUUCUGAUAAAAUGGACCUUUAUCGGCUUCAUAGUAGAAGCGUACGGAAUCGCCGUACUGUUUGGCGAUUUCCUGGGCACGAUUGCAGGGUUCGCCCGAGGCUUGCCUGUGAUCGGGCCCUAUAUCGGUAUUCUCGCAGAUCGGAUAGGCCUGGGGCGCCGCAACGCCGAGCUGCCCGUCUAA
This is a messenger RNA of Trichoderma aggressivum f. europaeum, 417 nucleotides long. RefSeq lists its product as uncharacterized. Gene Ontology annotation, cellular component: COPII-coated ER to Golgi transport vesicle; Golgi cis cisterna; endoplasmic reticulum. The transcript has 5 exons. The record is from RefSeq and is a predicted model, not a curated record. The coding region runs from base 1 to 417 and encodes 138 amino acids. Gene Ontology annotation, biological process: retrograde transport, endosome to Golgi; endoplasmic reticulum to Golgi vesicle-mediated transport. Lineage: Eukaryota; Fungi; Ascomycota; Sordariomycetes; Hypocreales; Hypocreaceae.